Molecule: messenger RNA, 1500 nt
Organism: Bicyclus anynana (squinting bush brown)
Lineage: Eukaryota; Metazoa; Arthropoda; Insecta; Lepidoptera; Nymphalidae
Product: protein arginine methyltransferase NDUFAF7 homolog, mitochondrial
Exons: 7
Coding region: 116-1429 (437 amino acids)
Biological process (GO): mitochondrial respiratory chain complex I assembly
Cellular component (GO): mitochondrion
Molecular function (GO): protein-arginine omega-N symmetric methyltransferase activity
Source: RefSeq, a predicted model, not a curated record
UAAUCAAAACACAGCUGAUUGUCAUUUGUCAAAAUAAGAAAUUCAUUUUCAUUCCUCCUCAAAAAAAUCAAAUCAAAAUAAUAAUACACUUGAACAAAAGUAACAUUUAUACAACAUGAAUACUCGCAAUUUAUUUCGUGUUUUCAAUAGACCGGUAAUUUUAAAUUGUAUCUGUAAAAGAGAUAAAGGAUACAAAAUCGUACAACGUCCAGAUCCGAAGACAUUGAAAAUGCCUAACCUAGCUGAUGCGCCUAGUAUUAUGACGAUAAUUAAAGAGAAACAGCGGUUGAACGGCCCUUUAACUGUCGCUGAAUACAUGCACAUAGUGAUCACUAAUCCCACGGAAGGUUACUACGAGAAAAAGGAUGUCAUUGGUGAAACUGGAGACUUUAUAACAUCUCCUGAAAUCAGUCAGUUGUUUGGGGAAAUAUUGGCUGUUUGGUUUUAUGCUGAAACACAGAAGAUGAGUCCAGGCAAGCCUUUGCAGAUUGUUGAAUUGGGUCCAGGAAAAGCUACUCUUUUAAUUGACAUUUUGAGGGUGCUUAACCGUUAUGGCUACAAAGCGCCAGACCUGACACUACAUCUUGUAGAAAUAUCAACAGCAAUGCAAGUUGCACAAGCAAAUAGACUUUGUGUAUCACACAGAGAGACAGAUUUGGAGAGUCCUCAUAAUCGGGAGGGUGAAACCGUGAGUGGUAUUAAAGUAUACUGGUAUAAUGACCUGAAGAAAGUACCAAACAACUUUUCUUGGUACAUUGCCCAUGAAUUUUUUGAUGUGUUACCAAUUCAUAAGUUUGAAAAAACAGAAGAAGGCUGGCGUGAAGUACUUAUAGACCUUGACGAGAAUGACAAAUUACGCUAUAGAAUAUCAGCAAACGAAACACAAGCAACAAGAGUUCUAGUGAGACCUCCUCUUGAUGCAGGAGACCGGAAGGCACUUGAGAUAAGUCCAAGGAGUCUUGGUAUUGCUAGACAACUAGCAAAUAGAGUCGAUCAAUUUGGUGGGAUAGCAUUGAUUGCUGAUUAUGGCCACACUGGGGAAAAGGAGGAUACUUUUAGGGCAUUUCACAAGCACAAAAUUGUGGACCCAUUGGAGAACCCAGGUAUGGCAGAUCUGACAGCAGAUGUGGAUUUUAGUCAACUAAGGUUAGCUGCGUCUAUGACACCUGGGGAUGAGAACUAUGCGCUAGUUGUUGGACCAGUUGCGCAGAUGGAGUUUUUACAACGAAUGCAGGCAAACGCUAGACUACAAGUGUUAGUUGAUAAUGCCAAGACAGAAAAUGAUAAAGAAAAAAUUGAAGCUGCGUACGAUAUGCUGGUAAACCCAACGAAAAUGGGUGAAAGAUUUAAAUUUAUGGCCUUUUAUCCUUCAGGAAUGGCGCAAAUAUUAGAAAAAUACCCUCCAUUGGGGUUUUCUACUCCUAAAUAAUAAGAAUAUUGCCAUUAUACAUGUUAUUAGAAUAGGUAAAAUAUUAAUAUAAUAAUACUGAAAUAAAUAAA